UAUAUUGUUGUAGUUCAGUCUUCUGUUGUUGCUAAUCAGAGGAUUGUUAAAAAGAGUUUGAUAUAUGAUGACAUUUUUGUUACAACUAUCCAUUUUAUGCUAGAGAUUGAUUCACGGCAAUCUGAAGAUGGUGAAUGGGUUCAAACCAUCGAGCAUGAGGAACGGCAUUCUGUCAUGAACCCUCAACAUCAUCUCCACCAUUAUUCGCCCAUUCAGAGAGAACUCCCCUUGGGUUCGAUAACUGGUAUCCGUAGACAAAAUCGUCAUUGUCCACUGUUGAAUUCUGUUCACAUCUCGACGCAACCACCGCUCUCUUUCACAAAUCUUCAUCUUCUAGUAAAUCCCCUGCGGCUCUUAAUACAAUCGAUUGCAUUUUCAAUAGAUGGGUUUAGGUAA
Cetraspora pellucida is the source of this 396-nucleotide messenger RNA. The record is from the annotation of a GenBank genome assembly. NCBI's taxonomy places the organism in Eukaryota, Fungi, Glomeromycota, Glomeromycetes, Diversisporales, Gigasporaceae.